Molecule: messenger RNA, 1551 nt
Organism: Lolium rigidum
Lineage: Eukaryota; Viridiplantae; Streptophyta; Magnoliopsida; Poales; Poaceae
Product: UDP-glycosyltransferase 92A1-like
Exons: 1
Coding region: 1-1551 (516 amino acids)
Molecular function (GO): UDP-glycosyltransferase activity
Source: RefSeq, a predicted model, not a curated record
AUGAACGAUUUCCUAGUCCGACUCGGCGUAGGUACGUUAUAUGAAUCAGCGAACGCCCUCCUUGGGAACCAAACUGACCGCCCGGCCGCCACCAUCACGGAUUCGAUCAUCAUGGCCGAAACCAAAGAUCACCAACGCGCCGGUCACGUCGUGCUGUUCCCGUUCAUGGCGCAGGGCCACCUCGCGCCGUUCCGCUGCCUGGCCGCGCUCCUCCGCCGCUGCCGCCCCGACGCUCGCGUCACCGUCGUCGCCACCUCCAGAACGGCCGAGUCCAUCCGCGCCAGCCUCGCCGCAGACGGCAUCGACGUCCACGCGCUCGCUUCCGGCACCUCCGCCGGCAGCAUCGGCUCCUCCCAGCAGCUCAUCGACCUCUUCCUCGCCGCCGAGUCCCUGGGCCCGGCGUUCCACCGGUUCGUCGCCGACCUCAGACGCUCCGACCCUGGUGUCUCCGUCCACGUCGUCGCAGACAUGUUCCUGGCCUCCACGACGUGUGACGUCGUGCCAGAUGACCCCGGCGUCACGCGCUCCGUCCUGCUCACCACCGGCGGCUACGGCGCGGCGCUCUACUUCUCGCUCUGGGACAGCGUCCCGCUCGUCCCCGACGACGACGAGUGCUUCCGGCCGCGAUGUUUCCCGGACGUCCGCGUCCACCGCUCGCAGCUCACCGACCACCUCGCGGCGGCCGAUGGCGGCGACGCGUGGUCGACGUUCAUCCGCAGGCAGAUCGCCGCCUUCUCCCGCGCCGACGCGCUGCUCGUCAACACGGCCGAGAAGCUGGAGGCCAAGGGACUAAGCAUCCUUCGGCAAUGGCUCAGCGAUGUGGCGAUAUUCCCGGUCGGGCCGCUGCUCCAAAAGGCAAGGUUGUCAUCGACGCAAGAGACGACGGGCAGCAGCCCUAGCCGCAGCCCGAUCUUGGAGUGGCUUGACACGCAACCGCCGGCCUCGGUGUUGUACGUGUCGUUCGGGUCGCACUACACGAUCUCGGCGCGGCAGACGACGGAGCUGGCAUUGGGGCUCGAGAAGAGCGGGCACAGGUUCGUGUGGGUGAUCCGGCCCGCAGACGACGUGAACGAGCAGUCGUUGGGCCUGCCGGAGGGGUUCGUGCAGAGGAUGGAGGCGGCGGGGCGAGGGCUGGUGGCGUCCUGCUGGGCGCCGCAGGUGGAGGCGCUGGCGCACGCGGCCACGGGAGCCUUCCUGACGCACUGCGGAUGGAACUCGGCGCAGGAGAGCCUCGCCGGCGGCGUGCCAAUGGUGGGGUGGCCGCUCUCGGCGGAGCAAUUCUACAACGCGAAGACGAUGGCGGAAGACAUGGGGGUAUGCGUCGAGCUGGCGCGCGGCGGCGCGGCCGCGGUGGCGAGGGACGAGGUUGCUGGUGUGGUGGAGACAGUGCUCGGCGAGACGUCCAGUGUGCGUGCCGCGAUGAGGCGGAAGGCGGCGGAGACGAAGAAGGUGAUCGAGGCGGCGAGGGAAGGCGACGUCGACGAGUCGUCGGUGGAGGUGAUGCGGAGGUUCAUACACUCGAUGGAGAAAUUGCAUGCCUCACAAAAAUGA